GCAGAGCCGACGCCGACGCGGGGAGCAGAGCAGCGAGGAGAGCCCUCAAAUCAUUUUCAGUUCUUCUCCUCUCCUCUCCUCUCCCCGGCGCCUCAAAUCAAAGUCUUCCGUGCACCAAUCCAACCGCCCGCCCCUUGCUUCCACAACAGAGCCUCCCGCGAGGAGCCGCCGGCGCCGCCGGAAGCCAGCCCACCCUACUGUUGCUGUUUCUGUGUUAUUAUUAUUUUUUUCUACUUUUUUUUAUUGAUUGGGGGCAUGUUUCUUCCCUCGCGCCGCCCUGUUCUGGAGGCUUGGAACUUUCCUCGCCAUUUUCGAUGAUUUUUUUUGGAGAAGUUUGAUUGAUUGGUUGGAGGCGGUGUAAAGCUGCCUUUGGGGGUAUAGGUUCUUGGACUAGAGAGUUCUUGAUUUUUUUUUCGGUUUAUCAUCCGAGCUUCCAAGCAUUCAAUCCGCCUCGAAUGUUUUCGUUUCCAAUCUGAACCAGAAGCUGAAGAGAGAGAGGAAAAGAUAGGAAAGGGAUCGCCGGUUUCUUGAUUCAGACCGUACGGCCGACGCCCAAAUCGUGGUUCUUGGGACAGGGAGAAGGAACAGGCCUGACAUUUUUCAAGAAAUGAGGUUGCUUGUGCAUGUGAUCGAGGCCCGCAACCUGCCGGCGGUCGACGGCAGCGGGCUCAGCGACCCGUACGCGAAGCUGCAGCUGGGGAGGCAGCGGGCCAAGACCAAGGUGACCAAGCGGACGCUGAGCCCCGCCUGGGACGAGGAGUUCGCCUUCCGGGUCGUCGACCUCAAGGACGAGCUCGUCGUCGUCGUCGUCGACGAGGACAGGUACUUCUCCGACGACUUCCUCGGCCAGGUCAAGGUGCCUCUGUCGGCGGUGCUCGACGCCGAGAACCGCUCGCUCGGGACGCAGUGGUACCAGCUGCUGCCCAGGAGCAAGAAGUCCAAGAUCAAGGAUUACGGAGAAAUUUGUCUUACUAUCUCUCUCUCUCAAAAUUACCCUGAAGAGACAACGACACUUGCACAUUCUGUUUCAGAUGACCUUGCGUCACAUUCUGACAAAUCAACUGAAUUACAAAAGGGUUCUUCUUUGCCAAAUAUUCCUAUAGAAAUACCUGCAUCAUUAUCAGGGAGUGAUGAAAUAGAAAUCAACAAGGGGGACAGAUCAAACGGCGUUCCAUCAUUUGUCAACCGUCUGUAUCAAAUUUUUACCGCAAAACCAAAAGAUGCAGAAGCUUCAGCUCCACCUCUCACUAAGAAUGAUGAUAAUUCAGAUAUUCUUGAAGAAACACCAUCAACUAGCUCAGAGCAUCCUGAUGAUCAGGAUUAUGAAACUGGUGUAACUAUGUCCUUUGAUGAACAACUAAAAGCCUUUGGAUCUUUCCAUGAAGGGAAUGAAAUACCUGAAAAUUUGUCAGGUGGAGUUCUUAUUGAUCAAGUUUAUGCCGUUGCACCCAGUGACUUGAAUGGACUUCUUUUCUCACCAAGUUCAGAUUUUUUGCAAUCAUUAGCAGAGAUGCAAGGAACUACUGGUCUUGAAAUUCAACAAUGGAGACUUGAAAAUGAUGGUGAGGUUUUGCAAAGGGUAGUAAGCUACACAAAAGCACCUACUGCACUAGUUAAGGCUGUGAAAGCAACAGAGGAUGUGUCAUAUCUGAAGGCAGAUGAAGAUAUCUACGCAACUUUGGCAGAUGUUAGUACUCCAGAAGUUCCAUUUGGAAAUUCUUUUAGGGUGGAGGUUUUAACAUGUAUAACGCCAGGGCCUGAACUACCUGAUGAUGAAAAGUCCUCGCGUCUUGUAAUCUCCUGGCGCGUGAAUUUUAUCCAGAGUACAAUGAUGAAGAGCAUGAUUGAAAAUGGGGCUAAACAAGGCUUAAAGGACUGCUACAAUCAGUUCUCUGAGCUCCUGGCUCGAAAUAUCAGGCCAGUUGAUUCAAAAGAUACAGCAGCUGCUGAUAAAGUUUUGUCUUCAAUACAACCAGAGCAAGAAUCUGAUUGGAAACUAGCAUUCCGUAUAUUUGGAAACUUUACUGUUGUAUCCUCAAUGCUUGCAUUUAUUUAUGUUUUUUCACACAUCAUCCUUGCAAGCCCCAGUAUAAUACAAGGUCUUGAGUUCCCUGGAUUGGACUUGCCAGAUUCUAUUGGUGAAGUUGUAGUGUGUGGAGUUCUUGUUCUGCAAGGACAGCGUGUCCUAAAUAUGAUUGCACGAUUCAUACAUGCUAAGAGGCAGAGAGGUAGUGAUCAUGGAGUCAAAGCACAAGGAGAUGGUUGGUUGCUGACUGUUGCCCUAAUUGAUGGUACCAACUUAGCAGCAACCAAACCAUCUGGUUACUCUGAUCCAUAUGUUGUAUUUACCUGCAAUGGCAAGACAAAGACAAGUUCAAUUAAAUUUCACACUCUGGAGCCUCGAUGGAAUGAGAUAUUUGAAUUUGACGCCAUGGAAGAUCCACCAUCAGUUAUGAAAAUAAAUGUGUACGAUUUUGAUGGACCCUUUGAUGAAGUUGUGUCUCUUGGUCAUGCUGAAGUAAAUUUCUUGAAAUCUAAUUUUUCUGAGCUUGCCGACAUUUGGAUUCCUCUCAAGGGUAAGCUGGCUCAACCAUGUCAGUCAAAAUUGCAUUUGAGAAUUUUCUUGAAUAAUUCAAGGGGUACUGAAGUCAUGAAGGUCUACUUAGACAAAAUGGAGAAAGAGGUUGGCAAAAAGAUUGCUGUAAGGUCUCCACAUACAAACUCAGCAUUCCAGAAGAUCUUUUCUUUGCCACCAGAAGAAUUUCUAAUCAAUGAUUUUACUUGUCAUUUAAAGCGCAAAAUGCUUACACAGGGCCGCCUGUUUUUAUCUCCAAGAAUUAUUGGGUUUUACACUAAUCUUUUUGGCCACAAAACAAAAUUCUUCUUUCUUUGGGAAGAUAUUGAGGACAUCCAAGUGCUGCCUGCAACACUAUCUUCAAUGGGAAGUCCAUCUCUGCUUAUUGUUCUUCACAAGGGCAGAGGAAUGGAUGCAAGACAUGGAGCAAAGCAACUUGAUAAUGAAGGACGACUCAAAUUUCAUUUCCAGUCUUUUGUAUCGUUCAAUGUGGCACAUAAAACAAUAAUGGCACUAUGGAAGGCAAGAUCCUUGAGCCCUGAACAAAAAGUACAGCUGGUAGAAGAGGACUCAGAAAUGGAAGAUCUCCAGAAUGAUGAAAGUGGUUCUUUCUUAGGGAUAGAGGAUGCGAAAAUGUCAGAAGUAUUUUCAUCUACAAAACCUUUUGACGUAUUGACACUCAUGGACAUAUUUGAGGGUGGUUCUUUGGAGCGUCAAGUGAUGGAGAAAAUUGGCUGCAUGGAGUACUCUGUUUCUGCAUGGGAACCCGUCAGGGCUGAUGUUUACCAGAGGCAAGUUCAUUACAAAUUUGACAAGAGAUUGGCACGCCACGAGGGGGAAGUAAUGAGCACCCAACAGAAAUCCCCUUUGCCCGAUAAGAAUGGAUGGCUUGUUGAAGAAGUGAUGACACUUGAAGGUAUCCCAGUUGGUGAAUACUUCAAUCUGCAUAUUCGAUACCAAGUAGAGCAGGUGGCAUCCAAGCCCAGGACAUGCAAUGUUCAAGCGUCUAUUGGGAUAUCGUGGUUAAAGAGCUGCAAGAACAAAAAGAAGAUCGCGCAGGAGGUAUCAUCCAAUGCAUCUUCUCGCCUCAAGAAGAUAUUCAACCUACUUGAGAAGGAAUGCUCACCAGCUAAGUAGGGACCCUUUUUGAUACCCUGCGUUUUCUGGUGCACAAAUGUAUCGCCUAAAAUGAUCAUCUGGUGUCUUGGUUUGACAACAUUUUGCUCCUGAUGCUGAGAAAGAAUCAGUACAUAAUGAGAAAGGUUCAAACUUCCCACUCAAGGCAGUGUACCAUACCCUAAUGAAGAUCUAAGCCUGCAAGAUUCAGAUUGGAGAAUUAAUAGCAGGUCUAGGAAUGUUCAAAUGCAGAGGAUGGAGGUUUUCAUUGAUUAAUGAAAUCUUCCAUUAUCUAAGAAAAUGUAGUUGUUAAAACAAAGAGAUUUGGAUCUUGCCUGUAGGCUCUUCAAGAUAGAUUAGUUCAUUAGAUGAUUAGAAUCUUUGGUCAGUGUCCCUGUAGUUGUCACUCUCUUUAGCAACAGAAAACAAUGAAGGUUCCAUAACCAUUCUUUUUUAUAGUUUUUUUACCAACAAAUAUCACAUGAUCUUUCGUCACGGACAAAUCACAAAUGAAAGGGGAAAAUACCAGAAAAAAACUGAGUCUAUGUUUAACUAAUGGACCAGGCCAUACUUUUUUAUGUUAAACUGAUUGAUCUAAUCGGUUUCAUGGUUAAGCCAAGUCUGGUACCCAUGUAUAGAUGGUACACAUGGGUUGAUCCAUCCACUUGAAUUUUGGUUCCUGCCACUCGCCUUCAGGGAAUUCAUUCUUGUAACUAUGGAGAACAUGGCACUUAAGUUUGUUGUUUGAGGGUAUGCAUACCCAUGUUUAUAUUUUGUUACUAUUUGUAUUAUCUUAAUUCACAAUUCGUCCACGCCUAUGAAUCAGUCGAUAUUUUGUACAAAUUUUACGAACAGAAGCUCUUAUUUUCUUAUUUCCAUAUUCCUUUCUUAAACUAUGAAUUUGCUCUUUUGGGAAAAAAUAAGUCUCUUUGAUUGAAAGAACUUUGAAUUUAUUACCCUAGAAAAAA
This is a messenger RNA of Oryza brachyantha (malo sina), 4659 nucleotides long. Its product is annotated as C2 and GRAM domain-containing protein At1g03370. Lineage: Eukaryota; Viridiplantae; Streptophyta; Magnoliopsida; Poales; Poaceae. Bases 608 to 3712 code for a protein of 1034 amino acids. The transcript is spliced from 9 exons. The record is from RefSeq and is a predicted model, not a curated record.